GGCUGCAGACUGCUCACCCAGGCUGUAGGCUGCUUUUCCUUGCUGCAGACAUGCUGUGGAUCUGGGCUGUCCUGCCUCUGGUGCUUGCUGGCUCACAGUUAAGUGUUCAUACUCAAGAUACUGAUAGCAUCUCUGAGGGUUUAAAGUUGAGGAGGAGGGUUCGUGAAACUGACAACUGCACAGAAGGAUUAUAUCGAGGGGGCCCAUUUUGCUGUCAACCAUGCCAACCUGGUAGGUCACAUGAAGCAUCCAGAGAUGAGCGUGAGAAGCAGGGUGAGGGAUUGAGAUGCCCUAUAUGUAAGAGUGUGUUGGACAGCUAUUGGCUGUGCUAUAGGGUAGAGCAUUACAAAGAAGUGGGACUUGCAGAGUACCUUCCUGCACCAAAGAGACCAGCCUGUAAGGAUGUAGGGAUGAAGGCCCCAUACAGGCUUAUCAUGAAGCAUGAUGAUGAUGAUGAUGAUGAUGACGUCGAGGACAAUGAUGGCGAUGGUUUACAAGUGGAAACAAACUGCACCCCGACCCAGGAUACCAAGUGCAAGUGCAAACCAGACUUCUACUGUGAUUCUUCUGGCUGCGAACACUGUGUUCGCUGCGCCUCGUGUGAACAUGGAACGCUUGAGCCAUGUACAGCAACCAGCAAUACCAAAUGCAGGGAACAAAGUUCCAGAAAUCACCUAUGGUUUUUGACCAUCCUUGUUUUGCCAGUACUACUUGCAUUUAUAUAUCUUUAUAUAAAGUACCAGAAAAGACAUCGUGAUGAUCCUGAAUCUAGAAUCCCAAGUCACGAAACCAUACCAAUGAAUGUCUCAAAUCUUAGCUUGAGUAAAUACAUCCCAAGGAUUGCCGAAGAAAUGAAAAUCCAUGAAGUUAGAAAAUUUGCUCGAGAAAAUAAGAUCAAGGAAAGCAGGAUAGAUGAGAUCAAGCAUGACAGCAUCCAUGACACAGCUGAGCAGAAAAUCCAACUGCUCCAAUGCUGGUACCAAUCUCACGGGAAGAGUGGUGCAUAUCAAGAUUUAAUCAAGGGUCUCAAAAAAGCCAAAUGUCGCAAAGUUGUAGAUAAAUUUCAGGCCAUGGUCCAGAAGGACCUUGAAAACUCAACCUCAGACAUCGGAAAUGAAAAUGAAGGACAACUUCUGGAGUGAAAACUACCUCAGUUCCAGCCAUGAAGGGAGGAGAGAGCCUGCCACCCAUGAUGGACACAACAUGAAUGCCAACUGGACAUGAUGGACACUGGCAACUCCUGGUGUAUUCUCUUUGCCAGCAAAUGGCAGUUGAUACUCAGUGAGGGUAAAAUGACCAGCAGGUUCCAGGAACUGCUUCUGUUAUUCUCUGCAGGUGCUGAGAUGAACCAUUUUCUCUGUCUACUGCUAUUUUUACAUUCAAACGUCUAUGAAAUUUGUAUUAAAUGUGAACUGGAAUCUGCAGUGUUUGUAUUUAUAUUCAUAUACUUUGAACUGAGGAGAAGUAUAAACUGAAACAAAUACUCGCAGUUACUUGAAGACCUUCCAUUGAUGGACAGUU
Molecule: messenger RNA, 1521 nt
Organism: Mus pahari (shrew mouse)
Lineage: Eukaryota; Metazoa; Chordata; Mammalia; Rodentia; Muridae
Gene: Fas
Product: Fas cell surface death receptor
Exons: 10
Coding region: 51-1142 (363 amino acids)
Biological process (GO): negative regulation of apoptotic process; necroptotic signaling pathway; extrinsic apoptotic signaling pathway in absence of ligand
Cellular component (GO): CD95 death-inducing signaling complex; external side of plasma membrane; membrane raft
Molecular function (GO): protein binding; tumor necrosis factor receptor activity
Source: RefSeq, a predicted model, not a curated record